Molecule: messenger RNA, 951 nt
Organism: Tinamus guttatus (white-throated tinamou)
Lineage: Eukaryota; Metazoa; Chordata; Aves; Tinamiformes; Tinamidae
Product: olfactory receptor 51G1
Biological process (GO): G protein-coupled receptor signaling pathway
Cellular component (GO): plasma membrane
Molecular function (GO): olfactory receptor activity; G protein-coupled receptor activity
Source: RefSeq, a predicted model, not a curated record
AUGGCCAAUAAUAGCAGCUCCAAACCUUUGCUCUUCCUGCUCACUGGUUUCCCUGGCCUGGAGCAUGUCCACCCUUGGAUUGCCGUUCCUAUCAGCCUCAUGUAUUUCAUUGCUAUUUGUGGUAACGGCACUAUCUUGACCAUCAUACAGGCAGAGUCGAGCUUGCACAAGCCCAUGUACCUCUUUCUGGCCAUGCUGGCUGUGACAGACCUGUGUCUGGUCACCACCACCCUGCCAACCAUGCUCCGCUUGUUCUGGUUCAACGUGCGAGCGGUCAGCUUUGGGGCCUGUGCCACACAGAUGUUCUUCAUCCACUCCCUGUCCUGCAUGGAGUCCGGCAUCCUGCUGGCCAUGGCUUUUGACCGCUUUGUUGCCAUCUCCAACCCACUCAGGUACUCCCUGGUCUUCACUGGCUCCAGGAUAGCCAAGACGGGCUUGCUGAUGCUUCUCAGGGGGGUCCUCUUUGUACUCCCAACUCCACUUCUCCUGCGGCUGCUGCGGUACUGCAGAGCCAACACUCUGUCCCACUCGUUCUGCGUGCACCAGGACAUGAUGAAGCUUGCCUGCUCGGACAGGAGAGUCAACGUCAUCUACGGCCUCUUUGCAGUCCUGUCCACAUUUGGCAUCGACUCCCUGCUCGUUCUCCUUUCCUAUCUUGUCAUCGUGAAGACAGUGUUGAACAUUGCCUCCGGGGAGGAGCGUCUCCGCACUCUCGACACUUGUGUCUCCCACCUCUGUGCCGUUCUCAUCUUCUACAUCCCCCUCAUAGGCCUGACCAUCGUCCACCGCUUUGGGGAGCAUGCUUCCCCAUUGGUGCACAUCCUCAUGGGCUUCACCUACGUCCUCAUCCCCCCCAUGCUGAAUCCCAUUGUGUACAGCAUCAAAAUCACCCAAAUCCGGCAAAGGAUCCUGAAGAGGCUGCAGAGCAGCACGGUGCUCUGUGUGCAUUGA